Molecule: messenger RNA, 930 nt
Organism: Iphiclides podalirius (scarce swallowtail)
Lineage: Eukaryota; Metazoa; Arthropoda; Insecta; Lepidoptera; Papilionidae
Source: the annotation of a GenBank genome assembly
AUGCUUUCCGCCGAAGAAAUUUUUCGCGUAGAGAACUUGCACAAUGAUUACUUUCAUACCUACGGUAAUACCAAAAGCGCCUGGUCCUUGGAGUCUGGAUACGAGAGCAACAGUACUGCCGAAUCAUAUCCAUUUAGAGGCCUGGUUCACGAUUUUGAUCUUACAUUACUGACAGAUGUUCGGGAUAUAGAUAGAAGAUGUCGAGGGCCAGUGCAGGGCUUUCAGAUCUGGUUGCAUAAUCCCGCCGAGCUGCCGCAUAUGAGUCAAAACUUCUUCAGAUUGUCUUUGAAAUACCAAUCAAAUGUGAUAGUCAAACCGAUAUUAACGAAAACUUCUCACUACCUAGUGGAUUAUUCUCCUCUCAAGCGACGCUGUUAUUUUUCAAAAGAACGGUAUCUCAAAUACUUUCGUACAUAUACAGAGAGCAACUGUCGUUUGGAAUGCGCUGCCAAUUACACCAUUAAGCAAUGCGACUGUGUUCCUUCAUAUUUGCCUCACGGCCCAAAUACAAAAAUUUGUGGUGGCGGGAAAUCGCAAUGCAUUAUUGAAGCUUUAGAAGAGCUAUCACUUGCGAAUUCAAAAUUAGAUGUGACAGCAAAUGAAAAAAAUAAGGCGUGCGGAUGUCCAAAAGCCUGUACGGAAUUAAAGUAUAUAACAGAAGUCUCGCAGGAUAUUUACGAUAUUGCAACCAUGGGAAAAUUGUUUAAUCCAGAUAAUCCACAAGGACGGCGCGUGCCAUCCGGUUUAACGAUUAAAUUGGCUAAAGAAAAAUUUACUUCAAUGCGACGUUCGGAACUGUACAGCACCGUUGAAUUCCUCGCACACUGCGGUGGGAUAAUGGGCCUUUUCAUUGGUUUCUCGAUCUUAAGCCUGAUGGAGAUAGUCUUUUAUUUCACCUUGAGGUUAUGGUGUGUGAUAGUAAAAAAUGAU